Molecule: messenger RNA, 1868 nt
Organism: Salvia splendens (bonfire salvia)
Lineage: Eukaryota; Viridiplantae; Streptophyta; Magnoliopsida; Lamiales; Lamiaceae
Product: probable receptor-like serine/threonine-protein kinase At4g34500
Exons: 8
Coding region: 159-1511 (450 amino acids)
Biological process (GO): protein phosphorylation
Molecular function (GO): protein kinase activity; ATP binding
Source: RefSeq, a predicted model, not a curated record
GGCGUUCGCAUUGCGCACUUCUUCAGGUAGCUAACAAAUACCAAUGGCUUCCACUUUUUCCAUUCCCUACUCAAUUCCUCCAACCACAUCUCUCUAGUUUUCAUACAUGCCUCUCACCCAACCCUUCGCAAACCUAUCGAUCCGUCUCGCCGGAGAAAAUGGAGGAUUCCGGUAGCUCUGCCGCCGGCGGUUUUUUCACUCAUAAAACCCCAAUUCUCGGACAGAAGCUCUUCAUCAUCAUCAUCAUCGCCACCGUCGUGCUCGUGCUCGCUGCUUUUGCUCUAAUUCUCCUGUUCCUCCGCAGCCGGAGCUCGAAGCGACGCCGCAUUGGCGUGAAUCAGAGCUCCGGACUUCUGCCGCUGGUUUUCACUAAGAGCGGAGAUGAGACGGAGGCGGAUCAGACACAGUCAAAGAGUGAGAUGAAGAAGGUGUUUGUGAUUGGGGGUCUGAAUGCGGAGUCGGAGAGCAAGGAGUCCAGCACGAUGCAGAGCGAGUCCUCGUCGGCAAUGUCGGCGUCGACCGACGGUUUGGGGAGCUCUGGGUGGGGGCGGUGGUAUAGCAUGAGAGAGCUGCAAAUUUCGACGAAUCAUUUUUCGAGUCAGAAUGUGAUUGGAGAAGGUGGUUAUGGAAUUGUUUAUCGUGGGGUAUUGCAGGAUGGUUCCGUGGUUGCUGUCAAAAAUCUUCUUAACAACAAGGGUCAGGCGGAGAAGGAGUUGAAGGUGGAGGUCGAAGCAAUUGGCAAAGUAAAACACAAGAACCUUGUGAGUCUCUUAGGUUAUUGUGCUGAAGGAACUCAAAGGUUGCUGGUCUAUGAGUACGUUGACAAUGGCAACUUGGAGCAGUGGUUACAUGGCGAUGUGGGGCCAGUUAGUCCGUUGACAUGGGAUAUUCGCAUGAAAAUUGCCAUUGGGACAGCCAGGGGACUAGCAUACUUACAUGAAGGAUUAGAACCCAAAGUUGUCCAUCGUGAUGUGAAAUCCAGUAACAUACUUCUAGACAGGAAAUGGAACCCGAAAGUGUCAGACUUUGGACUUGCCAAGUUAUUGGGACCCGAGAAAAGCCACGUGACUACACGAGUGAUGGGAACAUUCGGAUAUGUCUCCCCUGACUAUGCAAGUACUGGUAUGCUCAAUGAGGGGAACGACGUAUACAGCUUUGGAGUUUUACUCAUGGAAAUAAUAACCGGAAGGAGCCCAGUAGACUAUUCCAAACCACCAGGAGAGAUGAACUUGGUGGAUUGGUUUAAAGGGAUGGUAGCAACUCGGCGUGAUAAAGAGAUUACAGACCCACUGAUGGAUGCUGCUCCUCCCCCGAGAGCUCUCAAGAGAAUAUUCAUACUUUGCCUCCGAUGUAUAGACUUGAAUGCCAACAAACGUCCUAAGAUGGGUCAGAUUGUUCACAUGCUUGAGGCCGAUGAAUUUCCUUUUCGCGUGGAACCUCGUCCAGUUCGUGAUACAGAAACUCUGCAUGCCCGAGUAUCUAUCAGCAAUAGAGCUCAAUUAGCCAACUAGGCAGAAGUGAUAAAUGAUGAUGAAGGAAGAGUAAGGCGCCCUCCUCGGCGCCGUGCAGGACGGCGGUCGGGAGGGGCUCUAUUGGGACCGCCGAGCUGAGGAGGCCGAGAGCACGGGCGUCAGUUUUUUUUUUCAACUUUAUAAAUACGGUGAAUCACAAUAUCCCUCGUGCGGGACAUAGUUCCCCAGCGGGAGUUAUGGGGGAAACGCCGGCGGAUGGGGCAUAGCUGUUCCACUAUUGUGGACACCCUAACAACAAGAAACAAACAAAACUGAAAAAGGAUAUUCAAUACUGUCAACAUAACAGAAUUUUCCAUAUUAUGGAAAGAGCACAACUAAAUCUUCUAUAUUUGGCCA